Molecule: messenger RNA, 1446 nt
Organism: Peromyscus californicus insignis
Lineage: Eukaryota; Metazoa; Chordata; Mammalia; Rodentia; Cricetidae
Gene: Krt18
Product: keratin 18
Biological process (GO): intermediate filament cytoskeleton organization
Cellular component (GO): keratin filament
Molecular function (GO): structural molecule activity
Source: RefSeq, a predicted model, not a curated record
AGGUCCCCACCUCCUCUCUCAGCGAUAUAACAGGUCGAGGGCCGCCACCCUCCACGGCCGUCCGAACUCCUGUCUCGGUCUCUCGCUUCGCUCUCCUCUCCAGACAACAUGAGCUUCACCACCCGCUCCACCACCUUUUCCACCAACUACCGGUCCCAGGGCUCCGUGCGGACGCCCAGCCAGCGGGUCCGUCCUGCCAGCAGCGCGGCCAGCGUCUAUGCAGGUGCUGGGGGCUCCGGUUCCCGGAUCUCCGUGUCCCGCGCCACAAGCGUCUGGGGUGGCUCCAUGGGGUCUGCGGGCCUGGUUGGAAUGGGUGGCAUCCAGACCGAGAAGGAGACCAUGCAAGAGCUGAACGACCGCCUGGCCAGCUACCUGGACAGGGUGAAGAGCCUGGAGACUGAGAAUAGGAGACUGGAGAGCAAAAUCCGGGAACAUCUGGAGAAGAAGGGGUCCCAGGGCGUCAGAGACUGGGGCCACUAUUUCAAGAUCAUCGAGGACCUGAGGGCUCAGAUCUUUGCAAAUUCUGUGGACAAUGCCCGCAUCGUCCUGCAGAUCGACAAUGCUCGUCUUGCUGCUGAUGACUUCAGAGUCAAGUAUGAGACAGAACUGGCCAUGCGCCAGUCUGUGGAGAACGACAUCCACGGACUCCGAAAGGUAGUGGAUGACACCAACAUCACCAGGCUGCAGCUGGAGACAGAAAUUGAAGCCCUCAAGGAGGAACUGCUGUUCAUGAAGAAGAAUCACGAGGAGGCAAUCAAGGGACUGGAAGCCCAGAUUGCCAGUUCCGGGCUGACCGUGGAGGUGGAUGCCCCCAAAUCUCAGGACCUCAGCAAGAUCAUGGCUGACAUCCGGGCCCAGUAUGAGGAGCUGGCUCAGAAGAAUCGUGAGGAACUGGACAAGUACUGGUCCCAGCAGAUUGAGGAGAGCACCACGGUAGUCACCACCCAGUCUGCUGAAAUCAGAGAUGCCGAGACCACACUCACGGACCUGAGGCGCACCUUCCAGGCCUUGGAGAUUGACCUGGAAGCCAUGAAAAAUCAGAAGAUCAGCUUGGAGAACAGCCUUAGGGAUGUGGAGGCCCGAUACAGCAUGCAGAUGGAGCAGCUUAAUGGGGUCCUUCUACACCUGGAGUCAGAGCUGGCCCAAACCCGGGCAGAGGGGCAGCGCCACCAGGAAUAUGAAGCCCUGCUGAACAUCAAGGUCAAGCUUGAGGCUGAGAUUGCCACCUACCGCCGCUUGCUGGAAGAUGGGGAAGACUUCAGUCUCAACGAUGCCCUGGACUCCAGUAACUCCUUGCAGACUGUCCAGAGGACAACCACCCGAAAGGUCGUGGAUGGCAAAGUGGUGUCCGAGACCAACGACACCAGAGUUCUGAGGCACUGAGGCUGACAAGGAGGCGACCCCUGGGGACUAAGGGACCAAUAAAAGUUGAGAAGUCUCUGGACA